Messenger RNA from Parastagonospora nodorum SN15, 2368 nucleotides. RefSeq lists its product as hypothetical. NCBI's taxonomy places the organism in Eukaryota, Fungi, Ascomycota, Dothideomycetes, Pleosporales, Phaeosphaeriaceae. Bases 1 to 1971 code for a protein of 656 amino acids. The record is from RefSeq and is a predicted model, not a curated record. The transcript has 10 exons.
AUGGACUGGCAACUCCUUGACUACGCUAAGGAGGCUGAAGACACAGGCUCGGGCCUUCUCACCUUCUCAAGCGAGAUUCCGCAAUACCGUAAGGACAUCAAAGGCCAUAUCGCUAAGCUCUUUGCCAUCUCGCACAUUCUUGACAAACUUCACGAAGCACUCAAAUCUCCUCGCUAUAGCAGAUAUCAGGGACGGAUCCUGCCAGACCUUGAGAUCUGCAUCCCAAGUCUGGGCUAUACGCUCGACCACAUUCGAGACGUGUUCAGCAAGAAGAAGUUGAAGCGCCGUACAGCCCCCGGUGCUUUUCCUGGAACCCCACCAUAUGCAGAGCUAUGGGAGGACUCGCUCGCCGACCUGAUGGCCCAGGGCAUAUCCCUGCCAAUCAGGCUGGAAUUGUACAGAACAUAUCUGUAUGGCAUACAGGAGGAUGCGGACGAGUUACAUUCCAUCAAAGUUCGACUAUCCAAGCUACUCAAGAAACAGGAGCCGAUCGAAUCGUACUUCGACAGAUUCCACCCCACAUACCCUGCAGCUGGAUAUGCAUAUGUCCAGCCGCCACCACCGCCUCCCCGACCUCAUGCUGCACCUACGUGGGGUGGCGUUGGCAUAGGCGACAUACCAUUCAUACCACCACCUGUUCCAGAGAUACCUCAGUCACCCACGUAUUCGUCAGCUUCAUCACAUACCUACUCGAACGGAUCCACCGAUUCGGGCGAGCCAGUGGCUCAUUGGGCUAUGAAGAUCUUCGACGGACGACACACAUCUACUCCUUUCCAUACCCUUGGUGAUUCCACUGUUUGUCUUGGACGCGACGAAACCAAAGCUAUCGAGCUUCUCGACAGCGACGGGUUCAUAAAGGUCGUAGAGCUGCCAUUCGAGGAGACAGAUGUCUAUGUCCGCCUAUACUGGCGGCCCGAGGACAACCGGGCUCGCAUACUGUUUCUCACGAAAGACAAUGCAGGUCAUCGGAUGGUCCUCUUCUACUGCACGGCUGUCGCGAUGAAGCGCCAGGACGAGUUUGGCAUCGCCGAAGGGCUUGAGGACUUCUUUGAUCCGGGCGAACAGAUAGACGAGAUCACCGACUCGAGAUAUCUUCACAAGUUCCAGGUCCUUCAAGACGAGGACUCGAAAUGCGUACGCUUCCAGGCCACCGCUCGCCGCGGACCACUCAAGUCGAUCCCCAUCUGGACAGCCUUCGUGACACAGUACAUUGGCCACAGAAACUGGAUGAAGAGGACUGGAGCAACAAUCCAUUUCCGCGAGCUUCAUCCCUAUGUCUUCUGCGAAGGUUACAAAGUGCCCAAGGAUGCGCAUAAGAAGUACCAGCUGACGUUCACUGCAUCAGAGGGUAAGUCGCUACCGCUCGGCAGCAGCGCGCACUUCACUCCCGCACCCUUCUUCUUUUUCCCUGCCUACCUUUUCCCCUCCCUCACACCCGUCAACAUGGCGAACCAGGCUGACGCAGCAAAGACCGACCCGCUCUCGGGCAUGGCGCACUCUGAGGCGCAUUACUUCAACAGGUACCUCCCACGCGAGUGUAGGCAUUCACGAGGAGAUGCUGAAAGACGAGGUCCGCACAAAGAGCUACCGCGACUCAAUCUACCAGAAUGGCCACCUCUUCAAGGACAAGAUCGUCCUGGAUGUCGGAUGCGGAACAUCCAUCCUCAGCAUGUUCGCCGUCAAGGCAGGUGCCAAGCAUGUCAUCGGUGUAGACAUGUCGACCAUCAUCGACAAGGCGCGCGAAAUCGUCGAGGCGAACGGCAUGUCGGACAAGAUCACACUGCUGCAAGGCAAGAUGGAGGAGGUUGUGCUGCCAUUCGACAAGGUCGACAUCAUAAUAUCCGAGUGGAUGGGCUACUUCCUGCUCUACGAGUCCAUGCUGGACACGGUCCUGUAUGCACGCGACAAGUACCUGGUCAAGGACGGCCUCAUCUUCCCCGACAAGGCCACCAUCUUCAUGGCCGGUAUUGAGGACGGCGAGUACAAGGAGGAGAAGAUUGGAUUCUGGGACAACGUCUGGGGCUUCGACUACUCUCCCCUCAAGGCCACCGCCAUGACCGAGCCCCUCGUCGACACAGUCGACAUCAAGGCCGUCGUCACCGACCCCUCCCCCGUCCUCACCCUCGAUCUCUACACGUGCACUGUUGCCGACCUCGCCUUCAACAUGCCCUACAACCUCAAGGUCCGCCGCUCAGAUUUCGUCCAUGCCGUCAUCGCGUGGUUCGACAUUGAGUUUGCCGCCUGCCACAAGCCCAUCAAGUUUUCCACAGGCCCCCACACAAAGUACACCCACUGGAAACAAACCGUCUUCUACCUCAAGGACGUCCUGACCGUCGAGGAGGGUGAGAGCAUAACCGGCGUCCUUGAC